UUGGAGCUUGGUGGAAAGAUGGUCCCUUUCUGCGGUUGGUCAAUGCCAGUGCAAUAUAAAGAUGGUGUACUACCUUCACAUUUACACACUCGGCAGCAUGCCUCUCUGUUUGAUGUAUCCCACAUGUUGCAAUUUAAAGUGCAUGGAAGUGACAGAAUUAAAUUUUUGGAAAGCCUGGUAGUUGCAGAUAUUGCAGGACUUGCAGAUUACACAGGGACUCUUUCUCUGUUUACCACAGAAGAUGGUGGGAUUAUUGAUGACUUGAUCAUAAACAAAACACCUGAACAUUUGUAUGUAGUGUCCAAUGCAGGGUGUGCAGAUAAAGUUUUGGAGCAUCUUCAGGAUAGACUGAAGGCUGUGAACAAUGAUUUGGGUGUUGCACUUGAAGUUCUUGAGGACAAAGCACUUGUUGCGUUACAAGGACCUCAAGCUGCCAAAGUUCUUCAAAGUGGUGUGCAAAGUGAUCUAAGUAACAUGUUUUUCAUGCACGGUGGCGUAGUGGAAGCGUUUGGGAUCAAAGAUGUACGAGUUACGCGUUGUGGUUACACGGGAGAGGAUGGGUUUGAGCUGUCAGUGGACAAGGAGAGAGCUGUUGAUUUGACGAAAGCAUUAUUAGAAAGCAAAGAGGCAGAUGUUAAGCCAGCAGGCCUGGGGCCGAGGGACAGUCUGAGACUAGAAGCUGGGCUUUGUCUCUAUGGAAACGAUAUUGAUGAAAACACCACGCCUGUUGAAGCUGUUCUUGUGUGGACAAUUGGGAAAAGACGACGUGCUCAAGCAGACUUUCCAGGAGCGGAAAUAAUCCUCAGACAGAUUAAAGAGAAGGCCAACAGGAAGAGAGUAGGGCUUGUGUCGAAAGGCCCUCCUGCGAGAGCGGGGGCAAAUAUUUUAGAUGCUGAUGGUAACAAAGUAGGUCACGUGACAAGCGGUUGUCCAUCACCGUGCCUGAAGCAGAACAUUGCAAUGGCUUACGUACCAACAGCGUUAUCCAAACCAGGGACAGCAUUACAUUUAGAAGUGUACAAGAAGAGAAUUGACGCUCAAGUUGUAAAGAUGCCUUUUUUGCCAACAAACUACUACUUUGGGAAAUGAAUAUGAAGAUGAAUGAUUUUAGAAUUAAGGCCUGAAACGAAAUGAGAAACUGAAAUAUCUAGCGUGACUUUCAAGUAGAAAUACUUUUUGAAAUUGACUACCUUUUAAAAUGCUCUGUGAAACCUAUCGAAGAUAAUUUAUUUAUUGAUUAUUUUAUAGAGGUUUUUUAACGAUGUCGUACCUAUGGAUUGAAGAUUGAAGAUUAAAGCACAACUCCAGCAUUCAAAUAUUCUUAUAUAUCAGAUGUAGGACAGUUUUUAAGAUAUAAAUGUUAAAUAUCA
Molecule: messenger RNA, 1370 nt
Organism: Pocillopora damicornis (cauliflower coral)
Lineage: Eukaryota; Metazoa; Cnidaria; Anthozoa; Scleractinia; Pocilloporidae
Product: aminomethyltransferase, mitochondrial
Biological process (GO): glycine catabolic process
Cellular component (GO): mitochondrion; glycine cleavage complex
Molecular function (GO): protein binding; aminomethyltransferase activity
Source: RefSeq, a predicted model, not a curated record